This is a messenger RNA of Epinephelus moara (kelp grouper), 2008 nucleotides long. RefSeq names its product phosphoribosyl pyrophosphate synthase-associated protein 1-like. Gene Ontology annotation, molecular function: magnesium ion binding; ribose phosphate diphosphokinase activity. Bases 515 to 1666 code for a protein of 383 amino acids. Gene Ontology annotation, cellular component: ribose phosphate diphosphokinase complex; cytoplasm. The transcript has 10 exons. NCBI's taxonomy places the organism in Eukaryota, Metazoa, Chordata, Actinopteri, Perciformes, Serranidae. Gene Ontology annotation, biological process: purine nucleotide biosynthetic process; 5-phosphoribose 1-diphosphate biosynthetic process. The record is from RefSeq and is a predicted model, not a curated record.
CUCUGCUGCGACCGCAUUGCUACAAAGUUUACAGUAGCCACAUUUGAAUGCUAGCAGCGGAGUUUUCAAGUUGGAACAUUGUAGCAGCGCCCAAGACAGUCUUAGUUACAUUUCUGUCCGUUUUCAUGGUAACAUAAACCGGUGUGUCCAUGUUCCUGAGACGAUAAAGAGUCAGUGACCCGGUCGGAAACAUAGAGCUCAGCUUUCCUUCUGCUGUACCGGGUCUUCUUUUUUGUGCUGCUUAUCGAUGUGAGGGCAGUUGUUGACCUGCUAACACGAGCACGAGCGUUUCAUGUGGAGCAUGUGCGCUUUGUUUUUUUAGUUUUUAUACAGUUUGGCAUUUUAUAGCUUCAGUUAGCUUUGUAUUUUCUUAUGUAAAUAUGCGUCUGCAUGGUAGAUUUGUAAACCACCCUUAGUUAAGACUUUAGUGUGGAAACUGUUCUUCAGGUAAUAACGGACGAUUUUAACGGUUCUGGGGAAACGUAACCAAACACCACAUUGAUCCCAAAGCAACAUGCCAAUUAGGCGUUUUGGGGGUCACAGGUCUCUGGUGUCUCACUCUCAAACUUCAAAGCUGUCGUACGGUUACAGGAAAAUGAAUGUCUCCAAAAGUGGCUACCGAGUUUUUUCUGCCAACUCCACCGCCGUCUGCACCGAGCUGGCCAAGAAGAUCACAGAACGCUUGGGGGUGGAGUUGGGCAGGUCGGUGGUUUUUCAAGAACCUAAUUCAGAGACUAGAGUGGAUGUGAAAGAGUCUGUCCGUGGACAAGACAUCUUUAUCAUUCAGACCAUUCCCAGAGAUGUCAACACGGCCAUCAUGGAGCUGCUGGUCAUGGCCUAUGCCCUGAAGACAUCUUGUGCCAAUAACAUCAUCGGGGUCAUUCCCUACUUUCCGUACAGCAAGCAAUGCAAGAUGAGGAAGAGAGGAUCCAUUGUCUGCAAGCUGCUAGCAACCAUGUUGGCUAAAGCUGGGCUAACUCACAUCAUCACCAUGGACCUCCACCAGAAAGAAAUCCAGGGUUUCUUCAGCUUCCCCGUUGACAACCUGAGAGCUUCUCCCUUCCUCAUCCAGUACAUCCAGGAGGAGAUCCCAGAUUACAGGAAUGCCAUAAUUGUUGCAAAGUCCCCUUCAGCUGCUAAGAGAGCUCAGUCCUACGCUGAAAGGCUGCGACUCGGGCUGGCAGUGAUGCACGGGGAGGCCCAUCAUUCAGAGUUGGACAUGGCUGAUGGACGACAGUCUCCCCCCUUGUCCCGCACCACCACAGGACACACUGGCCUGGAGCUGCCAUUAAUGAUGGCGAAGGAGAAGCCGCCCAUCACUGUUGUUGGAGAUGUAGGAGGCAGAAUCGCCAUCAUUGUUGAUGACAUCAUAGAUGAUGUGGACGACUUUGUUGCUGCAGCAGAAAUCCUGAAGGAGAGGGGAGCGUACAAGAUCUACAUCAUGGCUACGCAUGGCCUGCUGUCUGCAGAUGCACCACGGCUAAUAGAGGAAUCUGCCAUCGAUGAGGUGGUGGUGACCAACACUGUACCUCAUGAGAUGCAGAAGCUGCAGUGUCCAAAAAUCAAAACUGUGGAUGUCAGUAUGAUCCUGGCUGAGGCCAUCCGGCGCAUCCACAACGGAGAGUCCAUGGCCUACCUGUUCCGCAACAUCGCCGUGGAUGACUGAGGCAACGCACACUUAAAUUUUACAUUCCUGCGCUCACACACACCGAUGACCAAGAAUCAAGAUUAUUCCAUUUUCUGCUUUGACCAAUUGUACCUGUUUGUUUUGCUGAUAAACACGUUGGCACAAAUUGUUUGUAUUCACCGUAUAUGAAGCAACCUCAGCUCUUCUUUAUUCCUUUGAUUUGUUACAUAGCAGGACUGUACAAACAACACACUGUUUCACUUCACUAAUAUAAGCUUCCUACCAUCUGAAAACAUAGAUAGCACAACAUAAUGUAUCAUGUGCAGCCUCUCAGUGCGCUGCAGACUUUGACAAAUAAACAGUUCUUCUUGUGUGAGUAAA